AUGUCGUUCGAAAAGGAGCUUGGUGGGGUGUUGGAAUGUGAUGUCUGUGCGCAGAUCAUGCACAAGCCGGUGACGACUCCCUGUCAACACACGUUCUGUUCUUCCUGCUUGGCACGCUCGCUGGACCACUCGGCGAAGUGUCCGCUGUGUCGGCAGGAUCUGCCAGCCAUGAACUUUUUCCAGGAUCAGACUGUCAACAAGGUCUUGACUGACAUCGUCAUGACCGCAUUCCCCGAAGAGUAUGCAGAACGCUUGCGGGCCAUUGAAAGCGAAGAGCGGGACGCUCGACUCGAUACACCAAUCUUUGUCUGCACAUUGGCUUUUCCCAACAUGCCGACGAUCUUGCACGUCUUCGAGCCGCGAUACCGUCUCAUGCUUCGGCGUUGUAUUGAGUCAGGCACUCCCCGCUUCGGCAUGGUCCUGCCGGCGCGAGGUGCCGGGAACGGAGGCAUGACAGGUGUGCUCGAAUACGGGACGAUGCUGGACAUCCGGUCCAUUCAGAUGUUGCCGGACGGACGAAGUAUGGUGGAGGCAAUGGGAAGCUAUCGAUUCCGUCUUUUGGAAAAGGGUUCUCUCGAUGGAUACACUGUUGGAAGGGUAGAAAGGAUCGAGGACAUCGCCGUCGAAGACGAAACUCACGAGCCAUCGACUGCUGAGCUCAUGGGCCUCUGCAAAGAAUUCAUAGACCAGCUUCGCUCUGGCAGCGCACCCUGGCUGUUGCAGCGGCUGAAUAGCACGUACGGCGCCAUGCCCGAGGAUCCCAGUACCUUUUCCUACUGGAUGGCCCUCGUCAUGCCUAUUGACGAAUACGAGAAAGCCCGUCUCUUGCCUAUCCGAUCGCCCCGCUUGCGGCUAAAGCUGAUCGUCCAUUGGGUGGAACAAUUGCGAUCUUCCUGGUGGUGGGUCUUUCGGUACCUGCGCCCUCAUUCGACAUCAUCUGACAGCGACUCUGCGCAUUCGUAA
Messenger RNA from Filobasidium floriforme, 963 nucleotides. Its product is annotated as PUA-like domain-containing protein. NCBI's taxonomy places the organism in Eukaryota, Fungi, Basidiomycota, Tremellomycetes, Filobasidiales, Filobasidiaceae. The record is from RefSeq and is a predicted model, not a curated record. Bases 1 to 963 code for a protein of 320 amino acids. The transcript is spliced from 5 exons.